Messenger RNA from Salvelinus fontinalis (brook trout), 3457 nucleotides. Its product is annotated as E3 ubiquitin-protein ligase LNX-like. Gene Ontology annotation, molecular function: metal ion binding; ubiquitin-protein transferase activity; protein binding. The transcript is spliced from 10 exons. Bases 582 to 2570 code for a protein of 662 amino acids. The record is from RefSeq and is a predicted model, not a curated record. Gene Ontology annotation, biological process: ubiquitin-dependent protein catabolic process. Lineage: Eukaryota; Metazoa; Chordata; Actinopteri; Salmoniformes; Salmonidae. Gene Ontology annotation, cellular component: cytoplasm.
CAGUAUAAGUCACAGGCUGCGCUGUUCCCUCUGAUACACAUACACACACACUCGUACGAGCGCAAAUCCUCUUACACCUCGCUAGUGCCCGGAGCAGAUUAUAGCCUGCACAUUUCAAAUCGUAUUCCAAAUGUGCCACUUUCCCCUGGGUCUCCUCCCUCCUCUUCCUCCUCCUCCUCCUCCUCUUCAUCAUUUACCUCCACGGGACUUCUUCUCUGCACCUGCUUCUACUGCUGCUGCUUCUUCUUCUUCUUCUUCUUCUUCUUCAUCCUCCACUCUGUCUUCAACCUCUGGCAGCUGGCCUGCUCGCCUCUGCAGCUGAGAUGACCAGGCAGCCUCUCUAAGGGAGAGAGAGUGAGACAGGAGGAGACAGAAAAGGGAGAACGGGAGAAGGAGGAAAAUAAAAAAGGAAGGGAGUAAUUUAGACCUGAGAGCUACUCCGAAGAAAGAAGGGAAGAAGUCAGCACGGUCAGGCUCGGAGAGGAGGAGGAGGUGGAGGAAGGGAAAGAGGAGGAGAGAGCUCCAGUCCAGAAGGAGAAGGGAAGAGAAAAGAGAGAAAGAGAGCUGACUGUGUAUUGACCAUGAAGGCUCUGCUGCUGCUGGUUCUACCCUGGCUCAGCCCAGCCAACUACACUGACAAUGUGGGCAACCUGCACAUCCUCUACUCUGAGCUGUGUAAAGGUGCGUCUCACUAUGGCCUGUCUGCAGACAGGAAGCGGCGUUCCCAGGAGGGUGACUGCACUGACAGCACGUCAGAACUCACCGUUGCCACCCUGCCCGGCGAUGGCCCCACCUCUGCUGCCGUCGCCCUCCUAUCAGACGAUCCCGGCCUCGUCAACCCUGCCUUUGACCCCAGUAUGGAGGACAACAGCCAAUCAGGCAGCACCACCAGCCUGGCAGCCCGCAGCAGUACCAAAAAGAGUGAUUGUGAGUUCCGAAACUAUGACCGCACCUCGGUCAGGAGCCGCUCCUUCAGGCGGUUGAACCGUGCAUUCAGUGUCCUGCGGAGGACCAAGAGCGGCACAUCCGUGUCGAAUGAGAGCGCAGAGGAACGAGACAAUGCCAGGAACACCAGUGCGCCCCAGGAAGUGCUGGCUCUACCCCAGCUCCAUCACCUGAUCCCUGAUGGUGAGGUCACCAGUAUUAAGAUCAACCAUGAGCCCUCGGAACCCCUGGCCAUCAGCAUCGUGGGGGGCAACGAGACCCCCCUGGUGCGUAUCCUCAUCCAGGACAUCUACAGGGAGGGGGUAAUCGCCCGGGACGGACGCCUGCUGCCCGGAGACAUAAUACUCAAGGUGAAUGGCAUAGACAUCAGCAAUGUGCCCCACUGCUACGCCCUGGCCACCCUCAAACAGCCUUGCCAGCUGCUGCGACUCACAGUGCUGAGAGAGCAGCGCCACCGUUACCGCUCACACUCCGGGCACCACGAGCACCCCCACGACGCAGCCGGGGGCUAUCCGCCUCAUGGCCUCCCCCAUAGCCAACCCUUGAGGGACGACAGCAUCCACGUGGUCCUGGCUAAGAGCACCCCAGAGGAGCAGCUGGGCAUCAAGCUGGUGAGACGACCAGAGGAACAUGGAGUCUUUAUCUUCCACCUGCUGGAGGGCGGCCUGGCGGCACACGACGGGCAGCUCAGCGUCAACGACCGUGUCCUCGCCAUCAAUGGACACGACCUACGCUACGGAGCACCAGAACACGCCGCUUUACUCAUCCAGGCGAGUGAGGAGCAGGUACACUUCAUAGUGUCUCGUCAGAUCUGUUUACCCACGCCUGACAUUCUGCAGGAGGCUCCAUGGGGCAUGGACGGCCCCCCUCCAUACUCCCCAGUGGACAUGGAGCAUACGCUACUGGACUCAUGUGAGAAGCCGGCAUGUUAUGAGAAGACGGUGACGCUGGCCAAGGAGCCCCAUGACUCCCUGGGGAUGACAGUGGCAGGGGGCAUGUCCUCCCGCGGCUGGGACCUCCCUGUCUACGUCACUAACGUCGACCCCAACGGAGUGGUGGGACAGGAGGGAUCCAUCCGCAAAGGUGACAUCCUGCUGAACGUUAACGGACUGGACCUGACGGGGGUGACGCGGGGCGAGGCUGUGGCCAACCUGAAGAACACCACCUCCCCCGUGGUGCUCAAGGUCCUCGAGAUGAGGCCUCCGGAGGAGAGCCAGCCAGAGUUCCCCUCGCCACCCUCGCCCACCGACAGCACCAAGCAAAACCUUGCAAAGCUGCCACACACCGAUGACUACUCCCCACUGUGGGUGUCAUGGUUGCAGCUGCCCAGGCACCUGUACUGCUGCAAAGACAUUGUGCUGCGCCGGAGCACCUCAGGCAGCCUGGGCUUCAGCAUCGUGGGGGGGCAGGAGGAAGUCAACUGCAAUCAGUCCUUCUUCAUCCGUUCCAUCGUGGAGGGCACACCAGCCUACAACGACGGCAGGAUACGAUGUGGGGACACUCUGCUGGAGGUGAAUGGCAAGAGUACGUGGGGGAUGACCCACACAGCCCUGGUGCGUCUGCUGAAGGAGCUGCGGGGCAGAAUCACCCUGACCAUCGUGUCCUGGCCCGGAAGCCUGCUGUAGCCCCGCUGCAGCCACAGGGAGGGGCCAACACUGACCCAGAAAUGUGGGCGGAGCUUUUAACUGGAUUACAACGCUGAGCCCUACCGUAUGGAAUGGGCUUUCACUAGUGAUGUAGCUAUGGAAGGCGGACCUUAAGAACCCUGACACCUGAUGGACAGCUGAGACUUUGUCAGGAGUUCAGAGGAGGCCAACCAUCCAUGUGACUGGAAUUUGACCAAACCCCCCAGAGACACUGAGCUGGGAGGAGCUGGAUCUGUGGCCCUACCCCUGGGAUGUUCGGAGCAAUCUGAUUGGAGGAGAGGCUUGUUCGAUGACAAGGCAUCCCAUGAGGGGGGUGGGUGGUUGCGAGGGGACACAAGUUGCCAAUUCCAUUGGUUCUAUGUUAGAGUAUGCAUUUAAUUCGACUCACAUUUCUUUAUUGUAAAUGUUGGCUAUCUAAAAAAAAUACUGAUUCAAGCAAUUGUACUAUGUUUCUAUUUCUUUCAAUGUUUGUUUGAUGGCCUUUCAAUAUAGGCUUUAUUACGUUUGUACUAACAGUGGUUAUCAUCUUCAUCUGUUGGACUGAAGACACAUUGCCAAGUAGCCGUUUGUGUUGAGAUGUUUUCAGAAGCUAAUACUAAAUUAUCAAAACACGGGCAAAAGUAUAGUAAAAAAAACGAAGUAAAAAUGUGUUCAUAAUCUGUUAAAAGUAAUAUUAAGGUGACAUCGUGGAGGCCUUACUGAUUUUCCUACUUUUGAAAAAAAAAAAACCUGACUUGGUUUCUGUGUGUUUCCGUGGAUGUGUCUGGUCUAGGGCCAUUUAACGCGGUUCUGUCACAUGCUUCGGCCUGCGUAGUAUAUCUGAUGGUACCUUUGGCAAAAUAAUCAAUAAAGUCAUUGGAAAAGGA